AUGAUGUCACUGGCAGCCAAUCAACACUUAGAGCUGCUCUAUGUGUGUGUGUGUGUGUGUGCGUACGAGUGGAGGAGGGGGGAGUGUGGAGGUGCCCACGGAGUGCGAGAGGAGCCCCACUUUGUGACGGCGCGUGCAGGAGAAAGCGUCAUCCUGGGAUGUGACGUUCCCCACUCCCUCAACGGCCAGCCCUACGUGGUGGAGUGGUUCAAGUAUGGGAUGCCCAUUCCCUUCUUCAUCAACUUCCGCUUCUACCCUCCUCAUGUGGACCCGGAGUAUGCAGGCAGGACCAGUCUGCAUGGAAAGUCGUCCCUGCGGAUAGAGAAGGUGCGCUCAGACGACCAGGGCUGGUACGAAUGUAAGGUGCUUUUGUUGGAGCAGCAGUACGACACCUUCCACAAUGGGAGCUGGGUGCACCUGACGGUCAACGCUCCCCCCACCUUCACAGAGACUCCUCCUCAAUACGUGGAAGCCAAGGCAAUGGGCAGCAUCACGCUGACCUGCACGGCCUUUGGCAAUCCCAAACCUUCCGUCAGCUGGCUGCGAGACGGCAACCUCAUAGUCAACAGUGCCAAGUACAAGGCAAAAGCACAAGAAGAGUACGCAGAAGCAAAUAGGAACGUCAAAAGAAGUAUUAGAACAGACAAGCGUAACUACUUAGAGGCACUGGCAACAGAGGCAGAGGAGGCAGCUCUCCAUCACAGAACCAAGGAUCUGUAUUCCAUCAGCAAGAGAAUCACAGGGAAGUUUGCCAAACCGGAGAGACCAGUAAGGGACAAGAACGGAGGAACGAUAGCCGAUGACGAAGGGCAGAAAAAGAGGUGGAUCGAGCACUUCCAGGAGCUACUGAACAGGCCAGCUCCUGAGAACCCACCGGAGAUACUGCCAGCCACUAGUGAUCUUCCGAUCAAGUGCUACGCACCCACGAAGGAAGAAAUACACAGCGCCAUCAAGCAAUUGAAGAACGGCAAGUCUGCAGGUCCCGACAGCAUACCGGCAGAAGCGCUGAAGGCUGACGUCGAUACUUGUGUAGAGCUAUUCUACCCGCUCUUCAUCAAGAUAUGGGAAGAAGAAGAGAUACCAGCAGAGUGGAAAGAGGGAUAUCUCAUCAAGCUCCCAAAGAAAGGUGACCUCAGUUCAUGCUCCAACUACAGGGGAAUAACGCUGUUGUCCAUACCAGGAAAAGUGUUUAACCGCAUCCUGCUGAACCGAAUGAAAGACUCAGUGGACCCGCAUCUCCGUGACCAACAAGCCGGCUUCCGAAAAGAGAUUGUGCACGGACCAGAUCGCAACCCUGCGCAUCAUUCUGGAACAAUCCUUGGAAUGGAAUUCGCCCAUUUAGAUGAUCUAGACUUUGCUGACGAUUUGGCCCUUCUCUCCCACACCCAUCAACAGAUGCAGGAAAAGACCAGCAGGGUAGCAAACAACUCCGCUAGACUGGGCCUCCACAUCAACAGAGGGAAGAGCAAGGUGUUUAAGAUCAAUGCAUCCAACAACACACCCAUCACAGUCCAAGGCGAGGCGCUGGAGGAGGUAGACAGCUUUACAUAUCUCGGCAGCAUCCUGGAUAAAUAUGGGGGAACGGAUGAAGAUGUCAGAACCCGCAUCGGUAAAGCGCAAACAGCCUUCCAACAGCUGAAGAAUAUCUGGGGAUCCAGCACAAUUAGCAUCACCACCAAGAUCAGGCUCUUCAAUACCAUCGUGAAGCCAAUACUCCUCUAUGGAGCAGAGACCUGGAGAACCACUGUGGUCACCAUAAAGAGAAUCCAGGUCUUCAUUAACUCCUGCCUCAGGAAGAUCCUCAAAAUCCGAUGGCCAGAAAAGAUAUCCAAUGAAGAAUUAUGGACGAAAACGAACCGGCAGCCCGUUGACGAAGCUAUCCUUCAGAGACGCUGGCGAUGGAUAGGUCACACCCUCCGCAAGUCCGCGUCCAGUAUAACUAGACAAUCUCUCACCUGGAAUCCUCAAGGAAAGAGGAAGAGAGGGCGACCUAGAAACACCUGGCGCCGAGAUCUGGACGCAGAUGUCAAGCAGAUGGGAAAGACGUGGGGGCAGCUGGAGAGACUCGCCCAGAACCGAGAUGCCUGGAGGAAGCUGGUCGGCGGCCUAUGUCCCAAACGGGACCACAGGCGAAGAUGA
Knipowitschia caucasica is the source of this 2139-nucleotide messenger RNA. The record is from the annotation of a GenBank genome assembly. Lineage: Eukaryota; Metazoa; Chordata; Actinopteri; Gobiiformes; Gobiidae.